CCGAACCCCACGAUUCCCCAAACAUCCGAGAAGGGGUUUCAAGCCCAUCUGCAAAUCUUAUCUAGAACCCAGGGCUGGUCACUUGAGCACAAGCCAUCAUUAGCCUCGGGUGAUAGGAGGGCUUUCUGAGGAGCUCCUCAUGCGUCUCAAAACGCCGCUGAUUGCCCAAACAUGCGAUGUAGGUCUCUUAAUCGAGGACCAACCGCCGCCGUUAGACAACCAAUUCCAGUCUACACCAUGUCGAAAUACCGUGUCCGAUUCGCCUCCAAGCGGACCUUGCCAUUUUCACAUGAUCUCCAGGCACCAGUAUGCGCUUUAUCCCUUAACACAAGCAAGUCUCGUAGUAGCGGCAGGGGCCAACGAAGCCGGUCAGGGUGUCGCGAGUGUCGACAGCGAAGGGUAAAAUGCGACGAAACAUUCCCGGUCUGCAAGCGCUGCCAGCGACGAGGCUCUGUCUGUCAACCGGUGCCACCGACCUCUCAAUGGCUACUAGAAACCCCAUGGCUCGGAGACCACUGUCGGGCCUCGGUCAGCCCUGUGCUAGAUAUAAACGGCAGUGUGAAUCCCCAUUUGAUUCGGUACUGGCUGGAGAGAAUGAGCCGCAUAAUGACUCUGGACCCGGAUAAUAACUGCAUGUCGUUCCCGAUCCUCCGCUAUUUCUCGGUUUCGCCUUCUCUCAUCUACGUGAUCCAGUGCGUGAGCGCAGCCCAUGAACAAUACUUCCAGCAGCAAAAGAUGGCUACCAGCUUGGAACAGCGCGGCAAGGCGCUAUCAUCCCUCCGAGCCGAGCUGGAAACACAAACUGUCCCACUUGCAUAUUCGCUUUUGACCCUGCUCAUGCUCGGCAUGUCCUCCUCCUGGAUCACCCCAAGUCCCAGUGACUAUGGGCGGGAACACCUGAUAGCGGCCCGCGCAGUGGCUAAUCUGGUCCUGGAGCAAGCGGCCUCCCAAGACGAGGAACUCACACACCUGACGAUGGGGUUUCACGUCUACUGGGAUAUGGCUUGCUCGUUCUGUCUGGAUCCCUUGGAUCAACCGACAAGCCAGCGAUCCUCGCUAGCGAAAUACGUGAAAGCGAUGCGACACAAAUUCCACAACAUCACCGCCCACUCGAUGGAUCUGUACUUCAUGCUAGGCCAGUUGGGACGAUACUGUCGCCUACUAGUCGAGGGCGGAGGUCGCGACCUUGCCUACGAGGCCCUCGCCGAGCAGAAUCUCCUGGACUACGAGUCGGCCGAGUCCGAGCGCCCUGCGAAAUUACUGACCGUGGCCUUCAGAAAACAUGGACUCCUGCUCCUCUAUCGGUUCUCUGGCAGGACUCGUGACUCGAACACUUUACCCGUCGAUGCUGGACCAGUCGCGCAGAUUGAAGCCGAGCUCACCAUCCGAGGUCUCGCCCUCGAUAUCCUCGACCUCCUCCAGAAAACGGAAACCGAUUCCCCCUAUCUAAAUCUGCAUACGAUUCCGGUCCUCAACGCUGGUGCCGAGUUGACCUCGCUCGACACAGAAGAGCGCAAGCUCGUCAGGGAACAACUCACGGCAAUAUAUUCGACGAACCGGCUCGUGCCUACCCUCUGGGUCAUCGACCUCUUGGAAGAGCUAUGGGCUACCAACGAUGCAGGAGUGACAAAGAUCACAUGGCUCGAAUUGAUGAUCAGAAAGAACUGGAGGCUGAGGAUUGGAUGAUCAACUACAUGUACUUGACAUAGCCUAGCCAUUGAACAAGCAAAGUCAAGGAAACGUCCCCUUUCCCUCCAUAUCAAUGAAUACAGCCACAUUCGCAAAAUCCUCGCUGCACUCAAACGUAAUUGUCUGUCCCUUCUACAUAAUCAUCACAUCACCCGGGUGCAAAGUAAACUUCUCUCCACCCUCCACAUCGAUCUUGAUCCAACCCUGGGUGACGUAUAGGAAUUCGUCCGUGGGCCAGACCAGGGUGUCCUUGCCCUUCUCUCUCAGCAUCCCCA
Aspergillus calidoustus is the source of this 1964-nucleotide messenger RNA. Lineage: Eukaryota; Fungi; Ascomycota; Eurotiomycetes; Eurotiales; Aspergillaceae. The record is from the annotation of a GenBank genome assembly.